Molecule: messenger RNA, 384 nt
Organism: Caenorhabditis remanei
Lineage: Eukaryota; Metazoa; Nematoda; Chromadorea; Rhabditida; Rhabditidae
Exons: 2
Coding region: 1-384 (127 amino acids)
Source: RefSeq, a predicted model, not a curated record
AUGGCAUACAUUCUUGGAUUUGGCGAUGGUAUUUUGAUUAGUUUUGGGAUUAUCCUCGGAGCACUACUACUAUGCGUUGUGAAUGGGCGAUCGAAAGGAUUGCCUUCCGUGAUAACGUAUAUCAUAAUUGCUGCUCUUUUGCUUCUUCUUCUUUUCUGGUGGCCUAUCAAAAAAGCUGAUGAACCUGCUGUGGAGCAACAUGAAAAAACUGAUAUCAUCCUUAUUCCACGUGUGAUAUUCCUUAUUUUGCUUCCGUUCUUCACAAUCUAUCUCAUUAAUUUGUAUGUUCGACACAAUUUAUUCAAUGUUGUAAGAGCAGAGUCCACGUCUGAAAGACAUGGGCAUUCCUGGUUGAUGGAAACAAAGAUUGCAAGAAUGCGUUGA